GAGCUUCACAAUUCAGCGAUGCCCAGUGAUGAAGGACAGCGCGCUCUCUUGGCUGACCAGAAAGGCCCCGAUGGGCCGGAAUCGCAGUCACUUCUUUCCGAGUCGCCGACACAAGACUUCGAGCUUGUGAACCAUGCGGCCCCGACUAGCUCGACUCCCCGCGGACAGCCGCACCAGUCUUCCAUAUCACAGCCGGUACCAGAAGGACAGCGCCGCACUCCUCGAACGAUGAACCGAGUUCGCUUUGACCUGGACGACGAGACCGAGGAUGAAGACCACCCCAAUGGUCGUCGCGACUCCGGAGACUCAUGGCUGGAGGAAGAGGACUAUGGCCGUGCAGACCGCAACCGGUCAGCCAGGCAAAUGGUCCCUCUGCUGACAGACAUUGAGGCCCCGAGCGUGACCCUGGCUACUUCCGAUGAAUUCUUUCCCGAAGAACACCUAGAAAGUGCGAGGCCGAGGAGUGGGAUGCGCAUGGCCUUUAUGAACAUGGCCAAUAGCAUUAUAGGAGCUGGUAUAAUAGGACAGCCUUAUGCCCUCCGACAGGCUGGCAUGUUCAUGGGAAUAACACUCCUGAUUGUCCUCACUAUUGCGGUUGAUUGGACAAUUCGCCUGAUAGUGGUCAAUUCGAAGUUGAGCGGGGCGGACUCUUUCCAGGCAACAAUGCAGCAUUGUUUUGGCAAGAGUGGACUUAUCGCCAUAUCGGUUGCGCAGUGGGCGUUUGCGUUUGGCGGCAUGAUUGCGUUCUGUAUUAUCGUUGGAGAUACCAUACCGCAUGUCUUGAGUGCUUUAUUCCCUUCCCUUCGUGAUAUGUCGUUCCUCUGGCUUUUGACCGACAGACGCGCUAUCAUUGUUCUUCUUGUUCUCGGAAUUUCGUAUCCCCUGUCUCUGUACCGAGACAUUGCUAAGUUGGGAAAAGCGUCGACCUUCGCGUUGGUCAGUAUGAUAGUCAUUGUGGUAGCUGUGAUCACGCAGGGAUUUCGCGUACCUCCAGAAUCACGCGGGGAAGUGAAGAGCCUGCUCCUGGUUAAUGAUGGCUUCUUCCAGGCUGUUGGAGUGAUAUCAUUUGCAUUCGUAUGCCAUCACAAUAGCCUUCUGAUCUACGGUUCAUUGAAGAAACCGACCAUGGACCGAUUUGCAAGGGUAACCCACUACUCGACUGGUGUAUCACUCUUGAUGUGUCUAGCUAUGGGCAUCUUUGGUUUCCUUUUCUUUGGAUCACAGACUCAAGGUAACGUCUUGAACAAUUUCCCAUCCGACAAUAUUCUGGUCAAUAUCGCACGACUAUGCUUUGGCCUAAACAUGCUCACUACCUUGCCGCUCGAAGCAUUUGUAUGUCGGUCGGUGAUGACAACUUACUACUUCCCUGACGAGCCUUUCAACAUGAACCGACACCUGAUAUUCACAUCGGCACUGGUCGUGUCCGCUAUGGCUAUGGCUCUGAUAACGUGCGACCUAGGUGCAGUAUUCGAACUGAUUGGUGCAACCAGCGCUGCUGCACUGGCCUAUAUCUUUCCGCCUCUUUGCUAUAUCAAGCUGAGCAAUGCGUCGCACAAAGCCAAGAUCCCCUCAUAUUUGUGCAUUGUAUUCGGCAUAACUGUUAUGGGAGUCAGCCUGUUGCAGGCAGUGAUGAAGAUGAUAAGUAAUGAAGGCGGCGCGAGCACCUGCAGUGCUUAGCGUAAAAAUAUUCCUAUUCGGUCUCUGAGCAUAAUGAAGCUCACUUCCCAUCUGAUAGAUUUCAUUUCUUUCUGGCUGCCUCGAUAUAAAUGUACAUACUGUCGUGCGCCAUCACGUUUCUAUAACCAAUUUUUGCCUCUUCCGUAUAAA
Molecule: messenger RNA, 1827 nt
Organism: Aspergillus piperis CBS 112811
Lineage: Eukaryota; Fungi; Ascomycota; Eurotiomycetes; Eurotiales; Aspergillaceae
Product: putative amino acid transporter
Exons: 6
Coding region: 19-1677 (552 amino acids)
Biological process (GO): amino acid transmembrane transport
Cellular component (GO): endoplasmic reticulum
Molecular function (GO): amino acid transmembrane transporter activity
Source: RefSeq, a predicted model, not a curated record